Molecule: messenger RNA, 8621 nt
Organism: Conger conger (European conger)
Lineage: Eukaryota; Metazoa; Chordata; Actinopteri; Anguilliformes; Congridae
Product: LIM and calponin homology domains-containing protein 1-like
Exons: 23
Coding region: 2759-6274 (1171 amino acids)
Biological process (GO): actomyosin structure organization; positive regulation of stress fiber assembly; regulation of focal adhesion assembly
Cellular component (GO): stress fiber
Molecular function (GO): actin binding; myosin II head/neck binding
Source: RefSeq, a predicted model, not a curated record
AAACCUCAACAGAAACCAUUCAGUUCAGAGGCUGAGGGGUGGUUUGAUGUAUGGAACGGGGGAAUGUGGGCUGAUCUUUAAAAGAGACCGAGCUGAAAGGCUUACUGCUAAUGAAGGGACAAAGAUUUCUCCCGGCCCAAAUUCUGAAAGAAAAAUGAUAAUCAUCAUUGUCUUCAUCUGAAUGCCUUACGAUAAAAUGAACAUAAUAACGAAUAUGAUAAGCUCUUGUUAAACAUACAUUUGCAGUUUUUAAUUUCAAGGAAAGACCAGGGUGGAAUUUAUAGCUUUGGUUUUGGUUGUGGAUUUGCAACCAGCCGUUUCAAGUUCAAAUCCCAGGUUGACCAAAGGUAUUUGGUUCAUGAAAUAUAAAUGGAUAAUAUAAAACACAAGAUGAGUAAACCACUGUAAGCGAAGACAUCUGCUAAACCAAUAGACUGUAAAAAGGUAAUAAGUGGGUUUCUCUGGAAGACAUGGGGGUUGACUUGAAUUUACACACCUCCUUUCCUCCCAAGUUUAUUAUUUGGGGCCUGUAGCCAGGGAAUAACUGCCUCGUUGUGUCACUUACUGGAUCCCGGUUCGGAACGGGGUCCGGGAUCGCAGCCGUUCACUCCUGGGUCAGCUCCCUCCUCACAGAAGGAGAUUGACCCGGACUCUCUCUUAUUGUCAUCGCAUGUGUCACGGAAGGUUCUAGACUGCUCCCUCUCGAGUCAGGCUCAAGCUAUCGACCAUAAAGCCAGAGGGCUGGGUACCUGGCCUGAGUGUUUGUUGAGCACUGUGGGUGGGGCACAAGCAUGCCCCGCCCCCACCCAUAUGGAAGGGAUAGCCAUGCAGGGGAUGAUGUCAUUCGGAUUAGACUGACACUUUCUUUCCAUGAACCCUGAUGUAAUGGGUGUCUCGUUUUAUUUUAAUGUAUUGCUCCUUUUUAAAUGAUUUUCCAGAUUUUGUGUGGCUGUCUCAAAGAGGGUCAGCUGUUUUAGACAUUUUUUUAAUUUGACAUUUUAUUCCAUUGCGAAUAUUUGUUCGAUUCAAAAUGUAAAAAUGUCUGCCGUAUAUUUCACGUGAAGAUUUUAUAAUGUAUAUUAUAAAAUAUUAAUUUCAAGUUUAAAAUACAGUAUGUUAAUUAUUCACAUACAUUGUGGAAUAUACUGUAUAAUUACGUAUAUAAUUUGAUUAUAAGCAAAUAUGAAAUUGUAUUCCAUGUACGUAUUGACAAUGAAAAGUAUCCGCUUUAAACUCUUUUAUAUUACCUCAGCAAAUCGCAUGGUCAAUAUUCAAUAUCAUGCAAUUCUUUUAGUUUCUCUUACUAUUGGACUGUUUCCAUCUAUCGAUCAGUUGCAUAAAACAAGUAAAUCAGUCCUACUAGAUAUCCUGAAUCUAGAAUCAAGAUGUCUGGGUUAAAAGGAAGUCUAUAAUUUGUUUUUUAGCACUGAGAGUAGACAUUCUCCCCUCAGCAACUUUCACAGAGUUACAGUUUUACUUGCUCAGUUUCUCCAUGAGCUAAAGCUUGCAGUGGCACAGGGCUGUGUGUUAGCCAAUGUAAACGUGUGUUAAACGUUCAUGACCGGCUGCAAGCAUAUUCCAGGAGAAAAGUCUGGGGCUUCUCAUAUUUACAGAGUCCUGGCUUAUUAGGUCAGUAAUUGCCUUUGUAAACUUUGCACACUCUGCCCCCUCGGGCAAACUGCUAUAAGGUCAGAGCAGCUCACUACCAGCCUCUGUGUGACUACUUAAAAUGGCGUCAAUAUGACCUCAGAAACUACCCCUGUCAUUAGUCAGGUCAGAUGGACUCUGUUGUGUUUUAACCUCUUUACUGCCCUUAAGGGGGGACUGGACAGCCCCAGUAAACAGUCUCUGUACUUCUGCGUGACAUGGGGCCCCCUUGCUUGGCCACCUCCGUUUGACCACGGAAGAUAAAGUGACCUGCUGUGAAUCUGAACAGAGUCCAUGCAUGAGUCAGCAUGUACAGUCUUUCAGUCAUUCAGUCAGUCGGAUAGUCUCGCAGUCAAUCAGACCGAGAGACAGUCAGUAUGUGUGUGAAUCAGUCAGUCAGUGAGCUGGGAAACCAUAUAAUUAAGGUAGAGUUCUAGGGAAGGUUUUGGGAGGGCAGAUUUGUGCAGGGAGAGGAAUUUCCCUGAUGGUAGGGGGCUCUCAAAGGCUGCCAUUGUUCCUGGAGCCCAAGCCUUGUGGGUCAGCUACAAAUGCCUCCACAUCCUCCAUCUUCUGGGAUUUGGCAGAGAGAGAGUGAGCAAGAGCGAGAGAGAGGGCUGGACCAGGAACUUCCUCUCAGGGGGGCAGGAAAGGCUGUCUCUGGUCUCCACUCUGAGAGGGAAGAGCCCCGCUUUCAUUCUUUCAGAGAGGGAGAGAGAGAGAGCGGGAGAGAGACAGAGAGAGAGAGAGGGAGGGAGAGGGAGACAGAGGUGGAGAGAGAGAGAGCGAGGGAGUAAGACAGAACUGCAUAGCGCUGCUGUAUUACAGUGCCUCAGACAGAGGUGAGGAACCAGGGGCAGAGAGAAAGAGGGAACCAUAGGGAAGAGAGAGGAAAGGCAGAGGUGAGAGGGAAAUGGAGAGAGAGAGGAAGCGAGCGUGACCAUCCAAGCCGCCGGGAGCGAUAGAUUUUUACUUGCGAGGGCUGGCACAGUUGUUCGUGUUUCACGCUCUCUGACACGGUCUGGGACAGAACGGCAGCGGCUGUGUUUCAGGAGGCCUGUCUCACUGGGAGCUCCUCAGCACCAAGCCGACACUUCAGCUCCGAGCCAACGGCAUGAGCCGCCAACAGGAGGUGGAGGACGGGGAGAGUCCGAAGCGGAGCAUUCGGGACAGCGGCUACAUCGACUGCUGGGACUCUGAGCGCAGCGACUCGCUCUCUCCGCCCCGGCACGGCCGGGACGACUCCUUCGACAGCCUGGACUCGUUCGGCUCCCGCUCGCAGCAGAGCCCCUCCCCCGACGUGGUCGUCCGCGGCAGCAGCGAUGGCCGCGGCAGCGACUCAGAGUCCGACGCCCCCCACAGGAAGCUUCCGGACAUGCGGAAGGACGACAUGCUGGCCCGCCGGACCUCCUGCAGCGAGCCGCGCACCAUGAUACCCUUCAACCAGUACCUGCCCAAUAAGAGCAACCAGAGCGCAUACAUGCCCGCCCCCCUGCGCAAAAAGAGGGCGGAGCAGCACGAGGAGUGCAGGAAAAGCUGGAGCACGGCCACCUCCCCCAUCGGAGGAGAGCGAUCGUUCAGUAGCUUGGGCUUCUCGAGCUCAUUGGAUCUCUACCGGGGGCCGUUGACGAGCGGUAGUGCGACGACCUCCAUCGUCGUGACGAGCCCCGCUGCCACCCCGCCCGGGGACUGGCCGGGGAGACCCAGGAAAUCCCCUCUGAUGACGGACAGGGAGGAGGCCAGGCCGGAUCGAGACUCCGCUUCCCGUGUGGCGGAGUGGCGGAGAGAUGACGCAAAGACGAACCGCCUCCCUCCCACCUCGCCCAAGCAGGCCAGCGCGAGCCCCACCCACUUCCUGCCGACGCCCGCCUUCCAGCAGGGCAGGCCGGGGAAGGCGGAGGGCGAGGGGGGCAGGUCCCGGCCGCGUAGGCCCUCCUGGUUAGAUGAUGAUCAAGCCCCAAUAUUCAGCCACAGAUCUAGUGUCUCAGAUGACCCCGAAAGUGUGAGCAUGAUUGAUGUUCGAUGCGAGGAAGAGGCUCUCCAGCACCCACACAGCCAGGCUCGCCAUGAGCUCAUGCACAACCAGUACAACCAACUGCGCGAGGAGGAGGACCACUGGCAGGAUGACCUGGCGCGUUGGAAGAGUCGGCGGCGAAGCAUCUCUCAGGACCUGAUAAAGAAGGAAGAAGAGAGGAAGAUGAUGGAGAGGCUCAUGAGUGAUGAUGAGACCAUUAGCCAGAGGAGGAAGAGCAUCAAAACCUACAGGGAGAUUGUGGAGGAAAAGGAGCGUCGGGAGAGAGAGCUCCACGAGGCGUACCGGAAGGCGCGCACCCCGGAGGAGGCGGCCUCAGUGCUGCAGCGCUACGCCCAGCGCUUCACCAUCAGCGAGGCGGUGCUGGAGCGCCUCCACCUGCCCAAGCUCCUGGACCGCAGCGUGUCCGUCGACCCCAGCGCCCCGCCCCUGCGUGCCUCCUCCGCCUCCCCCACCCGGGAGCCCAACCCCAUGAAGUACCUGAGGCAGCAGUCGCUCCCGGCCGCCAAAUUCACCUCCACCGUGGAGGCCAUGGUGGGGCUGCCCCAGGCCCAGGACCCCAGCCCCAAUCAGAACCUGAAUCGGGCCGGUUCCCCAGAACGCUCCCCCACCCGCCCCCAACCCUCCAAGGCCUUGCCUCUGCUCGCCCCCAAACCUUACAGCCAGCCUCGGAACUCAUUUUCAGCCUCCAAACCAGUCCAGGUGGACAGUAUGUUGCCUGUGAACGGAGAGACUGAUGACGUGUUCGCCCCAGCGGAGGACAGCGGCGAGACUGUGAAGGAAGGCAGAGACUCCCUAUCGGGGUUCCAGCCCUCGCCGGCAGGGGCAGCGACCUGCGACAGUGCUGCCAAAGCCUCCGCCCCCCCGCCCUCAGCCUCCACCCCUCCGCCCCCUGCUUCCACCCCCCUGCCCCUUGCCUCCACCCCCCUGCCCCCUGCCUCCACCCCCCUGACCCCAGCCUCCACCCCCCUUACCCCAACCUCCGGUAGUCCCAGAAAGGCGGUGCAGCCCAAGACGGCCCCCAGAGACAGCGAUGCCCGUCAGAGCUCUUGUGCACGCCUGAAAACCACGCCCUCCGUCUCUCCUGUGCCGCCCAAUGAGACAACUGAGGACACGCAGCGAGAAGAGGCCACGCCUACCCAACCCACAUCCCAGCCCACGGAACUGCAGAGGGUGGGUGUGGUUUGCGAGGAGGGAGCUGCGAUUGGCCACUUAGAUGUGUCGGAUGGAACAGCAGGAGGAGAGACCACUGACCAGCACUCCCCCUUAAAAGAAGAACAACAUGUUGAAGAGAAGGUCCCUACCUGUGCAAGCUCCGUAGCGAAAGAGCAGAAUGCUGUUCCCGCCAACCCCGCCGUAACGGAGCUUAUCGCGACAGACAGCCCCCAGCACACGGACACGUCCACCGCGACACAGGCGAAUGAUGUCCCUCGGGAGACAGCUCCAAGCUCUGGAGACGGCCUGCUCCAAGCUCACCCAUCCCCAAAUAGAGCCAACCCGCCUCAGGGACCCCCUGGCACAGGUGUGGAGUUGGACAGUGCUAAGGCUAAGCCUCAGAUCCCGGCCACAGUGUUGAAUUUGCCUAAGCGGUCCGACCACUUUUCUUGGGACCCCAACGAGGAGCGCAGGCGUCAGGAGAGGUGGCAGCAGGAGCAGGAUCGCAUGCUUCAGGAGAAGUACCGGCGUGAGCAGGAGAAGCUGAAGCAGGAGUGGGAGCGGGCGCAGAGGGAGGUGGAAGAGGAGGAGAGAAAGUACCUGGAGGAGGAGCAGAAGAUCCUGGAGGAGACCGUGGCCCCCCUGACCCCCCGCUCGCCUGCCCCGCUCUCCCCUGGCUGUGUGGAAAAGCCCCCGCUCGUGGGACCCCAGGACGGCAUUGUCCGCUCGCUGGCCGACUGGGAGCGCAAGCAGGAGCUGCUGGAGCGGCAGGCGAGAGGGGUGGACAGAGAGAGAGGGGAGAAACGACCGGAACACCCCGACUGGAGUGAAGCAGUCGCUGGGCAGUCAACCGCGGCGAGGAACGACUGCAGGGUCACAGAAAGCUCACAGUCUCUGAGCUCCUCACAGACAGAAGCAAUCGCACAGGCUCAGCAGAACGGCCAAAGAUCACCCACCGCACCCCAGCUGCAGUUCCUCCCUGGUGAGACCUCAUCACUGACGGCCCCAUCAUGGAACAACAGGCCGACCAAACCGCAGGGGGAGGAGGAGGUGUGGAGGAAGACCGCUUCUCUGGACCGCAAUUGGAACGCCGCACAACCCCAACCUGGGGGCAUGAAGAGGUCUGGUUCCUAUGAGAAUUUAGGAGCAAACCCAUCCCAGUCAUCCUCAUGCUCAUCUGAUGUCCAGCCACAGUCUCCCAACAGGUCGGUAAGUGGGAAAAAGCUUUGCUCCAGUUGUGGCCAUCCGUUGGGCAAGGGGGCUGCUAUGAUUAUCGAAACCCUGAGCCUCUACUUCCACAUCCAGUGUUUCAAGUGUGGAAUCUGUAAGGGGCAGUUAGGUGAUACCAGCGCCGGUACGGAUGUGAGAAUUCGUAGCGGCCUCCUCAACUGCCAUCAGUGCUACAUCAGAUCUCGCUCUGCUGGCCAGCCCACCACGUUGUGAAGAAACUUGGUCUUUGGACAGUGGAAGGAUUUAAGGGACAGUCGGCUCAUUUACAACUGUUUCUCUGGACAAUCGCAAGGUGGACGGGAGAAGGCUACAGAAACGGAGGGAUGGUUUCAGUCUGAAAAUGAAAUGCUAAUUAAAUUGUGAGAAAUAAUUAUGGCGACCAAAUAGUUUGGAUCACAACAAGCAGGGAGAAUCAUGUCCACUGGUUACUGUUGCAAUGUUUAGCACAACCGAAUUAACUUUACGUUUCCGGCUCCUUCACCAAUGAUAUACUUUUCCUGUUCUGCUGGUGGAGCCUAAUACAUCGAUCGUGAAUCAUACAUGAUAUUGUUCUCUACGCCUACACCUAAAGCAAUAUAGGAACCUGCGCAAAUGCAGUAGCUAAUCAGAAAAUGUGUAACGUUAACUUUGAAAAGGAAAUCGCUGUAUUCAAAAUUGUGGAAGGGAAUAAACACUAAUCAGUGAAGCAAAUUCAUAGCGAUAAUUAUGGACUAAAAAAAGAAGUAAGUGAGACUAUUUUUAAGUCCCGCAGGUUUUGUAUUUGGACGUAGAACAGCUAAAGUUUAACUGACAUUUCGGUCAAAUUAAGUUGAAUCCGGAUCCGCCAUCGAAAUCUCGCCUAAUUUAUUACGCGUUCUGCAACCGAACUUCGAGUCAUUGUAAAGGGAGCACUUAGCUGCAACAUGAACUUCUAUAAAUAAAAUAACUACAUAUUUUUGAAGAUGCUAGUUUUCAUUUGUCGUUUAUCAUGGUAAUAUAUAAUUUUUUACUGCUGGUUGAAAACAGAAAGUAUGGGGUGUUGUGCUAGAAAUGCCUUAAUCGUAAAGCUGCGUCUGUAGCCUACCUGCAGAAGUGAUCAUUAAGGCACGUUGCGCGUUUUUAUUUUAUUUUUUAUUACGAUUUGCCAUUUCCGGAAUUCGAGAACUUCAAAUGUUCCCAUAGGUUGUGUUGAUUUAAAUAAGAAGCUUUUAAUGAGUAUAAUCCCAUUUAGAUCCAUUUGUGUAAAUCUGUUUGAGAGACCCGGUUCAUUAUUUAAUCUGCCUUAAUAUAUUAAGUAUAUAGUUAAGGCAGCUUGAGCAGAGUUUGUGCUAUUUUAAGACGACUGAAAUAUUAAAUUCAUGGUUUUACGUGUCAAACGUAGUCUAAGGUUUUCUUAUCUUUUCUUUUUCGCUCCGACAAUUGUGUCGGACAUUAUUAGCCUACUAAACUGGCUAUAAUUGAUAAAAAUAUGUGCAUGUACGCUGGAUUCUCUCACGAAGACACUGCUCGCUAUAGUUUCAUUAAGCAAAGUCGUUUUCAUAAAUAUUUCGUUACCUUUAGUGUUAGAGAUUUGGUCUCCAAAUGUCAUUACAUUGCACAUGUGCCUUAGGAAUACAAGUGAUUGCACACUUGGUGGAAUGUUGGCGCUUACGUUUAAAUCCAAAGAUGAUGAUUAGGUCUCGUGAGCGAGCAGGAUAUUCAUUUUCGCUGUAAAUGUAACGCCAUGGAGACAAUGAGACUAUAACUACAGUCCUUUGAAGUGGGAGAACUGUGGUAAUACACCGCUCCGUGUCUUUCUCUCCUACACACUCUUUAUAAAUCGUGCAUUGAUGAGCAAGAUUUGGCUGCGACCCAUUCCGUCGGCACCUUAAAGCAAUAUAUUGCAUUCACAUACACAAUGUGUUUGCUCUCUGUUGACAAUGUGUGGGAUUCAAAUAUAGGCUACUGUUGUGGUAACUAUAUUUUUAAGUCUCGAUUGUUACGUAUUUAUUUUCGAAAUAAUAAACCUGACUCCCUAUUUCGGCUAUCUGAAUUCCAUGAAUCUCUGAAAAUCUAAUUCUGCCGACCAAUUAAAACGGAAGUGCUGCCGUUCCGUAGCUGCCAACUGAGCUGCAUCGCAGUGGAUUUUCUUUCUGAAUCCAGAUAAACACCAGACCUUCUCCCUCCGUAUAUUCUCAAAAGUAUCUGCAUGUAGCGUACACUUUUUAUUUUCGAGUAUGAUAUAUCAUUCCACUUCACAGCUUAGCAAAUAGCGAUUAUUUUGAGGAAUACAUAGUUAUGCGCCCGUCCCGUCUGAAUUAUUUUUUCUGUCCUACAGUAUUUUAAGCUUCAGUUCUGAUUAUGUUUUGUUAUGUUUAUUUAGGUAGGAUUAAAGUAUAACUGAUACCCGGGGAGGGGCACUACAAUCCUGGUGUAAUGUUUUCUGGGAUGGGACAUACUUAUAUGGUGAAAAUGGGAACGAUUCGUGCGAUUGAACUCUGUAUUUAUUGUGAUAUCCAUCUGAAAACACAGAGAAUAGAAAUGUUGAAAUGCAAUGGCUUUUAUAGCAAAUGUAUGUUUAUAAAUAAAAUGUUUAAACUUA